Molecule: messenger RNA, 1716 nt
Organism: Grosmannia clavigera kw1407
Lineage: Eukaryota; Fungi; Ascomycota; Sordariomycetes; Ophiostomatales; Ophiostomataceae
Exons: 1
Coding region: 1-1716 (571 amino acids)
Source: RefSeq, a predicted model, not a curated record
AUGAGCUCCGCCUACGGACGUGAUCCCCUCGCCGGCGUUGACCGUUCAGCCGCCCCCUCCACUAGUCGCAUGGCGACCACGUCCGCCGUCAGCAGAGCGUCUUCUCGCCCGACAGCACAGGUUCAGACGGCACAGCUGGCGACGACGAGCAGCCGCAACGACGGUCAGUAUUGUCCACGUCCGGGCGAUGACGGCGCUGCUGCCGCCGCCGACGGGACGAACGACCGAGACGACUGUGAGUCGCUGACACCCAGCACAGAGUCGUGGGUUGAGAUCGACUCGCAGCCGUCGUCUUCGUCGGUGUCGUCCAUCGCAGACGAGAUCGUCGUGACCGGACUGCGCGUUGGCCACAGCGCAAACGGCCGCAGCGGCAGCAACCUGGCCGUCAUGCCGCAGCGGCGUCGACGUCUGUUGCAACAGGUCGAGGCUGAGGCUGUGGCCGUGGCUGCCAACCGCCCGCCAGCAUCGGCCUCCAUCUCGGUGUCCGUGCAUCUGGCUCCCUCGCCGAAACGCGCUAGCACAGCCGUCGUGGCCGCCUCGCGCGGCUCGGCAGAGAGCAGCCAGGAGGAAUACGACGAGUCGGAGAGCGAGGAGGAGCGGCUGAUGACCAGCUCAACAGAGCACGUCCACGUCCGCCAUCCUCCCACGCCGCCCCAGCCGUUUGCCCUGCUUCAGCAGCAGGCACAGACGCGGAUGCAGCAGCGGGCGGCUGCCAGCGAUGGCGACGACGAGGACGAUAAAGACGAUGACGACGGAACAGCGCUGGGCACACCGGCAGCUGGUGCCCCGACCUUCCGCCCGCAGCCAAACGCCUUCUCCCACCCACCGCACCACCUGCAGCAGCAUCGCUCCGUGCCUUCGCCCCCCCACCAACAAGCGGCGGCGUCUUACACGCGGCCGUCGUCGCUGUCGCAGAGAGGCGGCUCGCGCGGCUCGCGUGGCCCCAGCGGCGCGCCUCGCUUUGGCACGUCCACGUAUCCGCCCAACCACGAGGACAAUGACGCUGCCCUGCGCGCAUCCCUGACCACGCUGCUCUCAUGUGCUGCAGCUGCCCGGGGCCUGCCCAAGAAGGAGGCUGGGGCGUAUGGCGAGGCAUCGGGCAUCUCGUCAGGCCUUCGAUCCAGCUCCCAGCCAAUGGACCUGCGGCUCGUCCCCGAGUCCGAGCUCAUGGACGAUGUCCCCACGGGAUCCCGUUCUCAUGUUGCCUUCCAGUCGCCGCGGCUGCCGUCACGGUUGUCACCGCACGGCGGUGCAGCGCAGCCUCACCGCAGCGGCAACGGCAAUGGCAACGGCAGCGGCGGUGCUUCUCGCUCUGGGCCGCGCUCCAACAUGCGCACUGUGCCAUCGUCUCGGGGCAGCGCUGUGAGCGCGGUGUCGUCGUCGAGCAGGAGCAAGCGGGCGACCAAGAAGAAGCGGACGUCGUCUUCGGCCUACGGCGAGGGCACGGCCACCACGUUUCUCACGCCGACGAUGCUCACCUGGGUGGUCAGUGCCGGGGUGGUAGUUCUGGUGUCGGUGGUCGGCUUCGGGGCCGGCUAUGUGCUCGGGCGCGAAGUGGGCAAGCAAGAGGCCGUCUCGGCUGGCGGUGCCUUUGGCAACAGCGCGGCGUCCAACGCGACGUCGUCCUGCGGCAACGAGAUCAUGCGGUCGUCGACGGGAAGCACGCUGCGGCGGUUCCGUUGGGGAUCCGGCAUGACGAGAAGCGCGGUGGCGUAG